This is a messenger RNA of Vanessa tameamea, 681 nucleotides long. RefSeq names its product attacin-B-like. The coding region runs from base 66 to 653 and encodes 195 amino acids. The record is from RefSeq and is a predicted model, not a curated record. Gene Ontology annotation, biological process: defense response to bacterium. Lineage: Eukaryota; Metazoa; Arthropoda; Insecta; Lepidoptera; Nymphalidae. Gene Ontology annotation, cellular component: extracellular region. The transcript has 3 exons.
GGUGCACUUGCUUUUCAAUUCUCAUUCCUUAUUGAUAUAAGUGACGUCACUGAUAUUUUACAAAAAUGCCGCUCACUGGUAAUGUAUCGGAGAACGCUGACAAAACAAGGAAUUUUCAUAUAAACGGAGCUAAAGAGUUCGAUAAUCAUACGGUGAAUGCAAAUGUCUUCGUUGCGGGACAGAGGGAUGUACCUGACCCGAGAAAUUUAAAUGCGCCGUCUUAUAAAGUGGCUGGUGGUGGACUGGGUGUAGAACAUGCGACUGGUCACUCAAUAGGUGUAUCCGCCCAACACAUACCAAACUUCGGCAACCAAGUGACCGCCUCCAGUAAUCUUAACGUUAUGAGGACAGAGAAUCACAGAGUCGACGUCAACGCAUUCACAACCAACUCUAUGCCAAAGGCUGGACCCAACUUUGCUACACAUGGUGCUGGUGUAGAUUACAACUUCAAAGACAAACUUGGCGCCAACGCGAGUGUAACGCACACGCCCAUGUUCAAACAAACUGAUUACUCUCUUGGCGGUAAUGUUAACUUAUAUAAGAACCCGACCACAUCUGUCGACUUCAGCGCGGGCGCCCAAAGAAGGGACACCCCUUUUGGCAGAGGCAAUUGGGAGAAACAUGGCAUGAUGAAAUUUAACAAACAGUUUUAAAUAUUAUAUAUACAACAUUUUCGAAGUA